Molecule: messenger RNA, 258 nt
Organism: Aspergillus udagawae
Lineage: Eukaryota; Fungi; Ascomycota; Eurotiomycetes; Eurotiales; Aspergillaceae
Exons: 2
Coding region: 1-258 (85 amino acids)
Source: RefSeq, a predicted model, not a curated record
AUGAUCGAGUGCGUCGCCCGCGGCCAGGCCACGCUCGCGCCGGCGUGGGACCGCACGUUUGCGGGAGGCAUCUGGUAUGAUUUUGAUUGCAGUGCUGAUGUUUUGGAUGUGCAGGUGCUGAUGGGUAUGGCUGUUAGUGAUAUGCAGAGAAGGAUUGAGGCGUAUAUGUAUACGAGUGAUGGACAGCUUGGGUAUAAGCCUGCGCUUGGGUUUCGGUCGGUUGAGAGAGAGGAUGAGGGUGGAUUGGAGAUUGAUUGA